This is a messenger RNA of Loxodonta africana (African savanna elephant), 8417 nucleotides long. RefSeq names its product ALF transcription elongation factor 2 (gene AFF2). The record is from RefSeq and is a predicted model, not a curated record. Gene Ontology annotation, molecular function: G-quadruplex RNA binding. Gene Ontology annotation, biological process: regulation of RNA splicing. Bases 354 to 4250 code for a protein of 1298 amino acids. Gene Ontology annotation, cellular component: nucleus; nuclear speck. The transcript has 23 exons. NCBI's taxonomy places the organism in Eukaryota, Metazoa, Chordata, Mammalia, Proboscidea, Elephantidae.
GGUUUCUUUUCUCUUAGAAUGACUACAUGUUGUUGUCGUUGUGUGCUGUUGAGUUGAUUCCGACUUAUAAUGAGCCUAUAUGACAGAGUAGAACUAACUGCCUCAUGUGGGUUCUUAGGCUGUCGUCUUCAUGGGAGCAGAUCAUCAGGUCCUUCUCCUGAGGAGCCGCCAGUCACUAUGAACAAGACCGUAGUGCACUUAAAAAAAGGGAAUGGGAGCGAAGGAAUCAAGAAGUCCAGGAAGAAGAAGAUCUCUUUUCUUCAGGCUUUGAUCUUUUUGGGGAGCCCUACAAGACAAACAAAGGUGAUGCACUUGCCAACCGAGUCCAGAACACGCUGGGAAACUAUGACGAAAUGAAGGAUUUGCUAACUAACCAUUCUAAUCAGAACCAUCUAGUGGGAAUCCCAAAGAAUUCCGUGCCCCAGACUCCCAUCAACAAAAACGAACCAAGCUUUUUUCCAGAACAAAAGAACCGAAUGAUCCCACCUCACCAGGAUAAUACCCAGCCCUCAGCACCAAUGCCCCCACCUUCUGUCGUGAUACUGAAUUCAACUCUAAUACACAGCAACAGAAAAUCUAAGCCCGACUGGUCACGAGAUAGUCCUAACUCCACCGCUAUACCAGCAAGCCAGGCGAGUAACCAGCCAAACAAGAUUCAAACUUCUACACAGGACCAGCCCCAAGCCAGACUGGAAGAUUUUUUUGUGUACCCAGCUGAACAGCCCCAGAUGGCAGCAGUUGAAGAGUCAAACCCAUCUGCAAAGGAAGACAGCAACCCCAAAUCCAAUGGAGAGGAAGCUUUCAAAGAAAUCUUUCAAUCCAACUCACCAGGAGAAUCUGAAUUUACAGUGCAAGCGCCUGGGUCUCCCCUAGUUGCCUCAUCUUUAUUAGCUCCCAGCAGUGGCCUUUCAGUUCAAAACUUCCCACCAGGGCUUUACUGCAAACCAAGCAUGGGGCAGCAAAAGCCAACCGCUUAUGUAAGACCCAUGGAUGGCCAGGACCAGGCACCAGACAUCUCGCCGACACUGAAGCCUUCAAUCGAAUUUGAGAACAGCUUUGGAAAUCUGUCAUUUGGAUCGCUCUUGGAUGGAAAGCCCAGUUCAGCCAGUACAAAGACUAAACUGCCAAAGUUCACGAUUCUUCAAACAAGUGAAGUAAGCCUUCCCAGUGAUCCGAGCUGUGUUGAGGAAAUCUUGCGGGAGAUGACCCAUUCCUGGCCUCCUCCUCUCACUGCCAUGCAUACUCCUGGAAACUCUGAGCAGAACACCUUUUCCAUCCCAGGACAGGAAUCCCAGCAUCUGACCCCAGGAUUCACCUUACAAAAGUGGAGUGACCCAACCAGCAAAGCUUCUACGAAGUCAGUAUCAUUCAAGUCGAUGCUCGAGGACGACCUGAAGCUGAGCAGUGAUGAAGAUGACCUUGAACCUGUGAAGACCUUGACCACUCAGUGCACUGCCACUGAGCUCUACCAGGCUGUUGAAAAGGCAAAGCCUAAGAAUAAUCCUAUAAAGAAUCAGUCUCAGUCUUGUACAACUUCAAGGUAUUUUAUCUUCCUACUGUCCUCCGCUAUCUUGGUAGCUCAUUUUCAGAGCCUACUGGUGGCCGCAUCCCAGCCCCCACCCACAGUGCAAACCAAUGGAGGAUCUGGAAGUUCCAGUGACUCAGAGAGCAGCUCCGAGUCGGACUCAGACACUGAAAGCAGCACCACUGACAGCGAAUCGAAUGAGGCCCCUCGCGUGGCCACUCCAGAGCCUGAGCCACCCUCCACCAACAAGUGGCAGCUGGAUAAAUGGCUUAACAAAGUGACUUCCCAGAACAAGUCAUUUAUUUGUGGCCAAAAUGAAACACCCAUGGAGACCAUUUCUCUGCCUCCUCCAAUCAUCCAGCCAGUGGAAGUCCAGAUCAAGGUGAAGACAAACCCCAGCCAGAUCCUGGCUGAACCCAAAGAAAGGCCUCUCCUCAGUCUCUUUCGGGACAAAGCCCGUCCACGGCCCACCCAGAAAACUCCAGAAACAAAGGCCUUGAAGCAUAAAUUGUCAACAACUGUUGAGACAGCCUCUCAAAGGACAAUUGGGAAAAAGCAGCCCAAAAAGGUAGAGAAGAACACCAGUGUUGACGACUUUACCUGGUCCAAACCAAAUAUUACCAGCAGCACUCCCAAAGAAAAAGAAAGUGUGGAAAUUCCUGACCCACCCAGAGGCCGCAACAAAACCACUGCCCACAAACCAGUCCCAAGGAAAGAACCCAGGCCUAACAUGCCCUUGGCUGCCGAGAAGAAGAAGUACAGAGGGCCUGGCAAGAUGGUGCCCAAGUCCCGGGAAUUCAUUGAAACAGAUUCGUCUACAUCUGAUUCCAACACAGAUCAGGAAGAGACCUUGCAGAUCAAAGUCCUGCCUCCUUGCAUUGUCCCUGGGGGAAACAUUGCCAAAUCCAAGGAGGCCUGUGGUGCCAGCCUGACCCUCAGCACCUUGAUCAACAGCAGCAUCAACAACAACAACAACUUAACCGUCACUAACGAGGAUCCAACUUUUUCACCCCUGCCUGCCCUGCAUACUGAGCUGCUGUCCCCUCUACGAGAUCAUGAGACUCUGAAAAAUCUCUGGGUGAAGAUUGACCUUGACUUACUCUCUAGAGUACCUGGCCACAAUUCAUUCCAAGCUGUGCCCGCCAAGCCGGACCACAAGGAGACUGCCUCAAAACCGAAGCGUCAGACUGCUGCCCCAGCCGUGGAAAAACCUGCCCCUAAGGGCAAACGUAAGCACAAGCCAACAGAAGUUGCAGAGAAAAUUCCUGAGAAGAAGCAACGCCUGGAGGAGGUUACGACCAUCUGCCUGCUCCCACCUUGCAUCUCACCAGCCCCACCCCACAAGCCUCCGAACACUAGAGAAAAUAAUUCAUCCAGGAGAGCAAACAGAAAGAAAGAAGAAAAGCUGUUCCCUCCUCCACUUUCCCCACUGCCAGAGGAUCCCCCACGCCGCAGAAAUGUCAGUGGCAAUAAUGGUCUCUUCAGCCACGAAAAAAUCAUGCCUGUGACUGGACAGGUCACCUCAACCAAACCUAAGAGAAGCGAAGGCAAAUUCUGUGCGACUUUCAAAGGGAUAUCUGUGAAUGAGGGAGACACUCCAAAAAAGGCAGCCUCUGCCACCAUCACUGUCACCAACGCUGCUAUUGCCACUGCCACUGUAACUGCUACUGCCAUUGUCACUGCCACUGUUACGGCCACCACCACAGCCACGGCCACCACCACAACCACUACCACCACCAUUUCUACCAUCACCUCUACCAUCACUACUGGCCUCAUGGAUAGCAGUCACCUGGAGAUGACGUCCUGGGCAGCCCUGCCCCUUCUGUCCAGCAGCAGCACCAAUGUUCGGAGACCCAAGCUCACUUUUGAUGACUCGGUCCACAAUGCUGAUUAUUACAUGCAGGAAGCUAAGAAGCUGAAGCACAAAGCUGAUGCCUUGUUUGAGAAAUUCGGCAAGGCCGUCAAUUACGCUGAUGCAGCCCUCUCCUUCACCGAAUGUGGCAACGCGAUGGAGCGCGAUCCCCUGGAAGCGAAGUCUCCGUACACCAUGUACUCCGAGACUGUGGAACUGCUCAGGUACGCAAUGAGGCUGAAGAACUUUGCCAGCCCCUUGGCUUCAGAUGGGGACAAAAAGCUAGCAGUAUUAUGCUACCGCUGUUUAUCACUGCUCUACUUGAGAAUGUUCAAACUGAAGAAGGACCAUGCUAUGAAGUACUCCAGAUCACUGAUGGAGUAUUUUAAGCAAAAUGCUUCAAAAGUCGCUCAGAUACCAUCUCCAUGGGUAGGCAAUGGAAAGAAACACUUCUGGCGCCUCUCCUCCGCGCCAGGCCCCCGACGAGGUGCUGGGGACUCCGAGCUGAAUAAGACGCAGUCCCUGAACGCCAGAAGCACGCAGCCCAGUGGAGGAGACAGGAACACUCCUUCCCCGGUGUCUCUCAACAAUGUCUCUCCCAUCAACACAAUGGGAAACUGUAACAACGGCCCAGUCACCAUUCCCCAGCGUAUUCACCACAUGGCUGCCAGCCACGUCAACAUCACUAGCAACGUGUUAAGAGGCUAUGAACACUGGGACAUGGCCGACAAACUGACAAGAGAAAACAAAGAAUUCUUUGGCGACCUGGACACGUUGAUGGGGCCUCUGACCCAGCACAGCAGCAUGACCAAUCUUGUUCGCUACGUUCGCCAGGGACUGUGUUGGCUGCGCAUCGAUGCCCACUUGUUGUAGUGGGUACUCCCCAUCUCUCGCAUCACCACCCAUCACUCUACCUCUACCAGUGCCCCGACGGUUGCUGGUGGAACUCCACUCAUUUGGGAAAGUUCUCUUUAAUUAUGUUUAUUUUUAUGCUUCUUUUGAUAUCUGUGAAAAACAGAAGUCAUUGUAUGUGGACACUACAACUUGAGAGCAGUGUAUGUUUUAUAACCUAGUCAUUUUUCAGUAUUUUAUAUGCAUUCUUCAGAUCCCACCAUCUUUUUGUGCUUUAUGGAAUGACACAGUCCCUACGGUAUAGUUUGAAGUCCACACUACCCAAAACAAAGAAUGGAAAACACUUAUGAUGAUAACAAAUUCCUGAGAAAUGAAAUAAGAUGUCUUACACAUCUGUGAGAUCUUAGACACAAAGGACCUGCAAAGAUUCAAAUUUUAGCCAAAGCUUGUCCCCAAACUAUACCUUUAUGUCCAGAGAAGAACGUAUUUCAGAAUUCGUUGUUAAACUUUUGCACUUCCCACAGACUCAAUCUUCAGGUGAGAAUUUCCAUUGUCAAAACCCAGUGGCUAGAUGUUGUAGCAACAUCAUAAAAUCAAGGGUGUUAAGAAAGUAAAUGAGCAUAGCAAUGCCACUCUUAAAAAGAUGCUAUGCCAUGCAACCAAGGCCUCCUUUGUUACCAUUCCUUCCUGACUGCCCGUUUUUUAAAUUUUAAUGAUGAGAAAGACUGACACCAUUGAUUUUGACAACUCUAAGGCAACAGCUGGCAUAUACAGUUUUGAAUUCCAUGAUUUGAAGCGUAAAUCCUCACCUGGGAUUCUCUUUGUGCAAAGCUCUCCUUUUGAGGAGCAUUUGGGUGGAUGCUCACCCUAGUAGCCAAAAUGCUACACUCUAGUCUUAGAGAUGGAAGAGAGGAGAGGUCUGGAAAAUGCCCAAUAAGGAAUUCACACCUCUGCCUUCUUUGUAGUCAGUGGGUGGGUCCACAAUGAAUAGGAUUUAUUCAUUUUAUUUUGCUCAAAUCUAUGGAAACAAAAGUCAGGUUAUCACUACCUAGAAAUAAUAGUAUACAAUUUGUUUCUUAGUAGCUUUAAAAUCUAGACUUCCCCAAUUUUUGUUCAGAUUUCCUAUUUUUUACAAGGGUUUCUUUUUUCUUUCCUUUACCUUUUCUUUUUUUUUUUUUUGGAUCAUUAGUUUUUGACUGAAAUACAAUCACUGAUUCUAUUAAAGUCUCUAUUAGCAUGAAACGAUUCCAUGAAAAUUCCAAAGAAAACUCUAAACUCUUUAAGUAGUAGCUAGCCUUUUUUAAAAAAAUGAAUCUUGGGGUUGUGCUUCGCCCUGGGGUGCUUUCAGAAAGCCCUGAAGAUUGUGAACAGUUCACCUAAUUUGGAGACAUUUCCCCAUCAGUUGUGACUAUUUCCACCCCUUAUGACCCUCUACCUUCAUUCGAUGUCCCUAAACAUCACAAUGUAAAUACCAUCUUUGGUGUUCCAGCUCACCAGAAGAAUCCCCCACGUGCAGUAAACACUAUCCUGAUGUCAGUUAAUUGUAAUUACCUGCUAGUGUAUAAUUCCACAUAGCCCUUAAUCUGCUGAGUUCUUGAAUUCUGUUCACUGAGUUAUGACCAGAUAAAUAAUAGAUACAUGCACAUGAAAGAUGCAAACUUGUAUGAUUUUUAAAGCAAGUCAUGCAGGUCUGCGAUAGGAACAGCAAGUGGUCACCUUGCACUCUCGUUGUCAAGGUUAGAUAGUGCCCCAACUGCAAAAGAGCCAGACUUGAGCUCUACUCUUGCCGUCUUUGAGCUUAAGACCCUUUGUUGUAGAAGUCAUAUUCCAAUGGCCGAAGCCAUGUUGUUGGGAUGGCUGAUGGGACCAUCCCAGCAGCUGAACCCAGCACUUUUUAGGCUCCCACUGUGGUUGAGCUUUACUUUUGCAACCUCGACAACAACACUCACAUGCACACACAUGCAAACACAGAACUUAAAUCCAAGAGAAUCCUGUCUGAGCCUCUUAAGUGAGGAAAACAAUAAUAUGAAAGACUAUUAACACCCAAGUCGUUUAUUCCACAUCGGUGGGUGUCACAUAUCAAAAUUAAGCUGAUCGCUUUGCAGUGACUCAAAUUCUCUGUUUUCCACGGCUUUUCAGGUCGAGUCCCUGGCUUCUGUAUAUUGAAGCCCACUGGCCUAACUUGUAAGUCCAACCUAGACCAGGAUCCUAGACUAUCAUGGAUUUAGGAGUAGAAUCUUCUUGAAAUUCAAUCUCCAGAAACUAGACAUUAGAGUGCUAAGAGCAGUUUCCCUGGGAAACAAGCGUAUUACCUUGUGGAUAAAAGACUUGUAGCUCUAGUUUAGUUUCAGCGAGUUGUUACACCUACUUUACAUACAACAGGGAGGCAGCAAGUCACACUGCUGCCCAAUGUCACCCCUGGUGGCUGAGUGUAAGGUGUGUGCCCAGUCAGCAGGAGGAUAAUCAAAUCUGACAGUUGAGCUCAGGAUCACCAGCUGAUUAUUUGGUAGACCCACUUUAAAAGCAGCUUAGAAACCAAUUAAAUAUGGAGGAUGAAUUAGCGUCCUCUCCCUGAGGUGGAGAUGUCUUUCGGGUUCGUGAUGAAGGAUUGUUGCUGCUUUCCAGGCACUCUAUUCGUCACAUUGUAAAUGGUGAUGCAUGUCAUAGAUAUGCAGCUCUUCGAGGGAUGGAGGUAUUUUGUCAAGUAAAUCUCGUCAGUGUACCAGUUUGUGGGAGGGAUAUGACACAUGUGGAGGGCAGGGCCAGAUCCUGCCUCUGGAGUAAGUCCCUUCGCCCCUCCCCAGACCUUGAUGGAGGCUUGGUGAGACACGUGGAAAUAAGCAUAGGCAGUUUUUUUUUUUAGUAGGGUAAGGGGCAGAGUAAUGGGCAGCAUCACCGAAGCAAGAACACGGAAAGAUGUCAGCCCUGCAGCGUGGCCCAGGGAGGGCCACCACUAUGCCUUCAUUUAUCACCCAAGCUCCAACCGCAGAGAGUUUGACAAGUUUGUGUUAUGAUGUUGGCUUGGCUUUGUAUUUUUAAUUCCCUUUGGGUUUUUUAGUGGUUUUGUCAUUUUACUGUCUGAGUUUGGUAGGUAGAAUUAAUUUGAAAAGAGUUUACUAGUGUGGUCCUCAGGGUAGAAUUUAGCCGUAAGCAUGUUGUUAGCCAGCCUGUAGACUGUUAAUUACUUAAUAAUCUCAUUGGGAAAAUACUAGUAGCUUUAUAUUUGGAUAACAUAAUUGGAAAGGCAGAUUAGCUGCUGCUACUUUUGAAAGACUUGAGGUUGGGAUGCCUUUUCUCCAUGUAAUGAAAUAAAAAGAUCCAAAUCUUCAUAAGCAAGUUGCUGAAUUAGAAACCAUUGGCUAAAGUGUGUUUUGUUGAGUUUGCAAAUGGAUGGAUUGUUAUUUGGAUAUGAUAUCACUAAGCGCCUUGGAUUCAGUCUGCGUUGGAAAGAUACUUAUUCCAUAGUUCUUUCCAGAAGCUUUCUAAUUCUGGUUUUGUUUUACCAAAUUUGCAUCCCAGAGUUUGAAGUUGGAGUUUGAAGUUGGAAAGCAUUUUUGAAGGCAGGAUUGAUUUAGCUUUGAGGGUGAAACCCCACGUACUUCUCAACAGACAUGAUCAAGUUCAUCUGCCUGAGUUGGCAGGUGGGAGAACCAAACUGGAUCACUGGGUAGGACUACUCAGUAAGGCAGUGACCUGCUUGCUUAGAGAAGCAUCGUUAUCCCCAUUGAGAAAACGUGUAGCAAGAGGACACAGCUACACAAUAACAAAUGAAUGGGUCGAUUCAGUGCCCCCAAAUUCAAUUCUGGGGGGGAAGAUGUUGGGCCAGUUGUCAGUGCUCUGUCACUCGGCUGGCAGACUAAAUUCGUUGUCGUCGUUGUUGUUAUUGUUGUUUCUCAUUUCCACUUGCACAGCCUUAUUCUCAUAAUUAAACUCUGAUUCAUUUUCACUUUGGUGUUAGCAAACUCCAGCAACGGAAAUGGCAUCUGUGUAUUGAUAAUCAGCAUUCACCCUGGCAGGAGGCUAAUCAGAGGCUGAUCUCAGACAUUCAUCCUCUCAUCGGAUAUUUUCCGGAAAAGAAAAAGCAUUAAUUCCCUUUCCAUUCUUCUCCUCACAAAUCUGGAAGCCCUCUUUACCAAGAGCAUCACAUUGUUCUCUGUAAUCUAUCAACUAAAAGAAAAUUGCAUUGUG